Messenger RNA from Solanum dulcamara, 739 nucleotides. RefSeq names its product heavy metal-associated isoprenylated plant protein 39-like. The transcript has 3 exons. Gene Ontology annotation, molecular function: metal ion binding. The record is from RefSeq and is a predicted model, not a curated record. Lineage: Eukaryota; Viridiplantae; Streptophyta; Magnoliopsida; Solanales; Solanaceae. The coding region runs from base 146 to 532 and encodes 128 amino acids.
UGAGUAGAAAAGUCUAUAAAUAGCCUAGAAUAUACAAGUCUUACUCACUGCAAUUUCCCAGCAUUUCAAAUAUUCCUCUCUUUCACUCUCUCUGCCUACUGAAUUAUACUCCUAACCAAAGUUUAAUUCCCAUCAAACAAACAAAAUGAAGCAAAAGGUUGUUAUCAGAUUAUCUUUCAAUGGAAAUGAUCAGAAAUAUCGGACCAAGGCCUUGAAGAUUGCUGUUUCUCAAUCAGGUGUGGAAUCAGCAGCUAUAACAGGGGAUGGAAAGAACCAGCUAGAAGUUGUGGGAGAAGUAGACGCCGCGACUCUAACGAGCUUGUUAAGGAAGAAUUUGGGUCAGGCGGACCUUGUGAGCGUUGGCCCAGCUGGUGGCGAUAAAAAGCCCCCAGCUGCAGCUGCAACUCCAGCUCCAGCUACAGCUACAGUGAUUCAGUCGCAACCCGGCUCGUACUAUUAUACCUAUCCGUCUUAUCAAUACCCUGUUUACCAAACAGAUUCGUAUGGUCAAUCCAACUGUUCAAUUAUGUGAAAUGACAAUUUUGGAUUGCCUACUGAAAACAGUGUAUAAUAUUGGAAGAUAAUAACUAUAUUUACAUUUACAGUCAAAUAUUUAUUGAUACAUUAAUAAAUAUAUAGAGUUUGACAAAAGGGAACACUAUAUUGAGAGGAAAAUAUCAGCAUGUAUUAGUUCCAUCCUUUUCCAUUCAUAUAUUUAAUAUAUAUAUUGUCAAUUAAA